Molecule: messenger RNA, 9930 nt
Organism: Brienomyrus brachyistius
Lineage: Eukaryota; Metazoa; Chordata; Actinopteri; Osteoglossiformes; Mormyridae
Gene: jmy
Product: junction mediating and regulatory protein, p53 cofactor
Exons: 10
Coding region: 660-3380 (906 amino acids)
Biological process (GO): Arp2/3 complex-mediated actin nucleation; positive regulation of apoptotic process; 'de novo' actin filament nucleation
Cellular component (GO): nucleus; cytoplasm
Molecular function (GO): transcription coactivator activity; actin binding; Arp2/3 complex binding
Source: RefSeq, a predicted model, not a curated record
AGCAGCAUUUCGGAUGAAAACAUUAUAGCUAAUGGAGCGGAGAGGAGCUUUGGUGAUUAUUGCGUGUUUGUCAGGAUGUUCGUUUAUUCCGCAAUGAAAACGGGUAUAUAUCUUAGAUGGCGUUUGGGUGAAAGUUUAAUUAUUUCGAGAGAUUUUCGGGUGGUUCCAAUGCCUGGCUAUUUCAAGUUUCCAGCCGGGAAGGUAGCUUUUUAAGAGGGUGGAGAGGAAGGGGGUCUGGAGAAAAAACAACGCGUUUGACAGCAGAGCUUUUCCCAAGUAGCUCACCGAUCACUCUGGUUGUAAACAGAUCCUAACACGUGACAAUGAGAGCAGGUCCGCAUUGUCUGAGCGAGACGCACAAAGGGGCCGUCGGCGGCCGCACACCAGGUACGAUACGGGAAGCAGGUGGCAGGGACCGGUGAUGGCAGCUGCGGGACAAGCCAAACAUAUUUUUUUGUGGUAGGCUUUAAAAUGAACAAAGAUGGCUGUUGUUUUGAUAGUUGUGUAAUACCUACUUUUAACGGACUUUGAUCGUUUUUUAAGCAAAGGAUAAUCUCGCAGGACUUAUUGUUUCUGCAUAGUUACGCCGCUGACUGUUAUUUGGCUACGGGAAAAAUAAGAGACUUGGCUCCGGGGGUCGUUGGCUAACUACCUGCAGUAUGUCAUUUACAAUGGAAGACACGCUUGAGUCCGGGUGGGUGGCGGUCCGGCCAAAUGUUUUCGAUGAGAAGGAAAAGCACAAGUUCGUUUUUAUAGUCGCGUGGAAUGAGGUCGAAGGGAAGUUCGCUAUAACUUGUCACAAUAGAACCGUGCAGAGGAGGACUGCUGCCCGGAAUCCUGUCCCCGAAGCGACUGUCUUUCAGGAGGCAGCGGAGGGGACGCUUUCCGCAGAGGACAAACUGAAAGCUUUAAACAGUCCCGUUAAAGAAAGUGCGACUGUGUGCGCCGCAGACGAUGACAAAGUUAAAGGAAAUGUCAGCACGAAAAGUCCAAGUCACCUUAAAACCCUAAGCAAAGCAGUGGACAUUGAGGGCUCCGAUCCCACAGUCAGUAAAGGAGAACUGCGUACCCCAGAUGCCGAUUUGGCUGACUCGGAUCACUUUGAUGCCGGCAGCAGAGAGCACUAUAGUUGGGCCGGACUCUUCUCCUUCCAGGAUAUGAAGGCUGUUCACCUGCAGCUCUGUUCUGUCAAUUCCGAUCUGGAGUCAUGCUUGCCCCCGUUUCCCGAGGAACCCUCCGGCGUGUGGACGGUCUUGUUUGGACUUCCAGAGGUGACUCAAAGAGAGGUGGAAACCCUGUGCUACCAGCUCCAAGUGUACCUAGGCCAUGCGUUAGACACCUGCGGAUGGAAGAUCCUAUCUCAGGUGCUGUUCACCGAGACCGAUGACCCAGAAGAGUACUACGAGAGUCUGAGUGAACUGCGCCAGAAGGGAUACGAGGAAGCAGUACUGCGAGCUAAGAAGCGCCUGCACGAGCUCCUGGACAAGCACAAGGUGAUGGAGAGCAUGGUUGAGCUGCUGAAGAUCUACCAGGAGGAGGACGAGGCCUACGGCUGCCUGGUGGAGGCCACCACUGAGCUGUACCAGUACCUGCUGCAGCCCUUCAGGGACAUGCGUGAGCUGGCCAUGCUACGCAGACAGCAGAUCAAGAUCUCCAUGGAGAACGACUACCUUGGCCCCCGCAGGAUUGAGGGUCUGAAGAAGGAGGACUCGGACUGGCAGAAGAAGGCCCAUGCGGCUGUGCUGUCAAUCCAGGAGCUCACUGUCAAGUAUUUUGAGAUCACUGCACGAGCACAGAAAGCCGUGUACGAGCGCAUGCGAGUGGACCAGAAGAAGUUUGGCAAAGCGGCGUGGGCCGCAGCGGUGGAGCGUCUGGAGAAGCUGCAGUACGCCACGUCUAAGGAGACGCUGCAGCUGAUGAGAGCCAAAGAGAUCUGCCUGGAGCAGAAGAAGCACACGCUCCGGGACGAGAUGCAGAGUCUGCGUGGCGGCGAGGACGCCAUGACACGGCUGCACCAGCUGGAGGCCCAGUACUACAAGCUGCAGCUGCAGCUCUACGAGAUCCAGUUCGAGGUCCUCAGGUAUGAGGAGCUGCUGCUGACAGCACAGCUGGAGAGCAUCAGGAGGCAAAUGAUCGAGAGACAGGACGAGGUGGUGUAUUACGACACCUACGAGAGCAUGGAGGCCAUGCUGGGCAUCGAGGAUGUUUCAGGCGGUGUGCAGCCUCGCAGGGACGAGCUGCUUAAGCUGCAGCAGAGGGCUCGGCAGCUGGAGGCCAAGAGGGGGCGUAUCACUGCCAAGAAAGCCUACCUCAGAAACAAAAAGGAUAUCUGUGUUAUUAAUCACAAUGAGAAGAUACAGCAGCACCAUGGCAGUCAAGAAGACUACAAAUCCCAGCAAGCCCUGCAACAGAGCGAGCUGAAGGAGGAAGAAAAGAGGAGCAUCCGUGUCAGUCAGGAGAGGCAGACGACGCUGGACCGACUGCGGAGCUUCAAACAGCGGUACCCCGGACAGGUCAUACUAAAGUCUACUAGACUCCGGUUGGCGUAUUCUCGAAGGAAAAGCGCUGGGACCCCCACCAGAAACGUGGACCUGGACCAGCCCCAGCCACUUAUCACGGACGUUCGGUCAGAGGAGAUGACCCCAGUGCAUGAGCUCGUGGAAUGCCCCACCAUUCCAGUUCCCCAACAAGAAAGCAUUUCGUUACCUAUAGGAGGCGCUGCUGCUCCUCACGCACAGCCAGUUCCUCCCUCCCUGCCCACCAUCCUGCCAUUGGUAGACACCGUCGCGGGUCUUACUUCCCCUGCUUCCUCUGGGCUCUUACCGCCACCUCCCCCGCCGCCUCCUCCUCCUCCUCCGCCGCUGCCCCCUCCAGCCACCAAGGAAGCUGCUGGCGAGGAACUGGAGGGGCCGGGCAGCCCCGUGAGGAAGCCCAAGGAUGAGGGCAGAGAGGCCAACAAGGAGGCCAUUGGGCCCAUUUGCGGCCGCUUCUUUGACAGCAGCCAGCUGGUGAAUGCAAGGAAGAAGCUGAAAAAGACCUCAGCGCUGGAGGCCUCCCAGAGGAGGAGAGCAAGCUCCCCAAUGGACGAGGUGCUGGCCUCCCUGAAGCGUGGCAGCUUCCGGCUGCGCAAGGCCGAGCUGCGCGUGCUGCGGCCCGACCCUAGCCAGGAAGACGGCGACAACAUCCUGGCGCAAAUCCGCAAGGGCGUCAAGCUGAAGAAGGUGCAGCAGCAGGAGCUGCGUGACAGCCUGGGCGAGCUGCAUGACACCGCCGACCCACUGACGCGCAGCAUCCACGAGGCGCUGCGCCGCAUCAAGGAGGCCUCGCCCGAGUCGGAAUCUGAGGACGAAGGGCUGCCCUGCACCGACUGGGAGAGUUAGGCCCACCCUGCUCCCCAGGCUGCUGUACUUUCCACAUUAACAUACACGUUCCAGUACAUGCCCAAAAGCCCACGUGGAUCUCAACCCUUGCACAUCAUAGCUGGUAGUUUUAAUUAGAACUGAAGUAUGUAUGUUUGCUUUUUUUUUUAAAAAAAAAGUAUUUUGAAUGCCUUUUUCACAUUUCGAACCCUUGCCCCCCCACACUGAGCCUGGUUGGCAGCCGAGGCCAAACCCCCUAGCAGAGUGGGAUGCCAUGGAAGAGCCAGCGGUAAGCAGGACUGGCAGCCUGUGCCGCCUCGACUGACACGCUCACUGGUGCAUUGCUCUGUUUUGUUCAUACCCUGUAUGUGAGAUCAGGUGUCAGAAGGGCAGAAGGCGACAGUGGAGAGCAGACGUCCUGCCGGUCAAAUCCAGCUAAGGCUGGUGUUGUUACACUACACUUGGUGACAUGUUUGAUAUAUUCCUCUUCUGUACGUUUUAUCUUUGUUUUUGUGUCCAUAUUUACUGAUUUCUUUUUGUGAUUUAUAGCUUUUUAAGAUCUUUCAUUAUACGGAAUGUGUCAGCUUUAUUUUCACCUCGGCUUGUGUCCCCCCCUUUCCUGAGUCGUCCUGUGGGGGAUCAAUUUUGUUGCAAUAUUAACAUUGGAGUUAGUUGGAUUCGCGUUUUAAGGAGCUGACGUUUUAAGAGCUUACUCUGGGGAGUCCUUGAAGGUACAACCCCCGUUACUGCCGCAAUCAACACAUAGUCCUCGUGUUCAACUGUAAGGUCAGUCAAGGCCCUGCAUCCCAAAGCAGGAACACCCCCCUCUCCCCCACAGAAUACCUUUGAUGACCUGCUUUGUUGUAUCCUUUCCAUUUAUACUCACCAUUUGCUGGUCUUUGUAUCUGCCGCAUAUUGCCACAUAUUUAAGUUUGUCCAUCCAGUACGCAUGCUAACUCAUUUACCUAUUUUGCAGUUGAUUGAUUUUCUGACACCCCCCCCCCCCCUCUCUCCUGCCAUGUGUUUUUGGCCAUUAGGCUAUUCUCUCCUUCUUAGGAAAUGUAUACUUGAUUUAUGUUUACCCGUCAGAUAAUUUACUCACUUAAAUGCUGUCCGUGGGACUAAUACUCAAUUAUUUUCUCAGUAUUAAUAUUUUUCUUAAUGUUUAAAACAUAGACUAAUCCAAACUAUCAUGCUGUCAUUUUUGCGCUAAACAAAACAUUACCGGUGAUUCCAAAUGAAAACAUUCAGUUGUUUAGUCCUUCGGCGGUAUUAGCAUUUUCGUGCUUCUGCUUUUGUCCGGUAUUACACCGCUGUCAUCAAGGCUUAUCAUUGCAGAAUAUCGUGUCAGCACAAAAUGUUUAGGAAACAUAACAUUCAAGGAGUGAAAAAAACAUCCCCAUGCAGGCUUAUCACCUGUCGUCAGUGGAUUUGCGUUUCAUUUACCUGUGUUGUUUAUUUAUUAAAUACCGCGUUGGUCGUCUCUAACACCUUGUUGUGUUACAGUGCUGCCACAGAAUACUAAACCUGUCAGGCUGUCUUUGAAUGCACUUUGAAAUCCUUCACCAAUGUCUGUACAGAGGCCUGGGGGGGGGCUCUCAUUUUCAGCCAGCUCUGACUAUAGUCACCCCCUGUCCACCCUUUCUAGGGGGAGGGGAGGGUUCUCCACUGUUGGUGACGAGGACCAGUGAUUCACUCUUACUGGAAAUCAGAGCCCGGCAGUUUCUGCAAAGACCAGCCUGUCUGCGCAGUGGAGACGGCUGGCUGCUGCUUUCCCUUGAUGUUUGCGAUAGCUGGAAUCAAAGGACAGAUCUGAGUACUAUUGCAUUUGAAUCAGAAUUUCCUGUUAUAUGCUCAGUUUUCUUUUGUGGAGAUUCUCCGACUUUUUAUCGUACUGCGAUUUCCAGCCUGGGACACUAAUACUCUUUGUAAUACUGAUUGUUAUGCAAUAGUGCCACAUCCAGCCAAUCCUAAUACUGUAGACCGCGUGGAUUUGCCGGAGACACCACUGGCUGCUUUCUGUGUGUAUUACGCACUGAUUGACCUCUAGGCUGAAGCCCUGCCCUCUGGCUGCUUGAGUGGCACCGGUGAGCCAUCUGACAUGACCAAGCUCAUUAAGGCAUUCCUGCACUGUGUUGAUUUCACAUUGCAUGCAUGGUGGUUGAAUGUUUGUGUGUCAUGGUUCCUCCGUUUUGGUAGAAUUAAGUUUAAAUCUAUUUUUGAUUUUUCGUUUACUUCAUCCAGACUACCAGACUGCAGACAUAUCCCGCCACUGUUUUAUUCUUGUGCACAGCUACAGUGCCACCUACUGACAGAAUUUAGAUGGGUUAUUUUUUUUUUGUUUGUCCAGUCUGAUUCUCAGGCUUGCUGAUGUUACUGUGGCUGCUUAAUUAUUAUCUAAUACAUACAGGUCUGAAAAGACAGACAACUAUAAGACUUACCAGCGGUCUGUUGCAGACUGAAGAGUAAAUAAUGUUGUCAGUCUUUUGUGCUCAGUUUACUGUUUGGCAUGGAUCGUAAAAAGAUUGUGAUUGAGUGAAGCAAGUAGGAAUUGUAGAGUGAAACUGGGUUAGUGUAUCUAAAGUGAUCAAUCCUUAUAGCCCCACAUGGACACAGAUUCCACUGGUUUUAAAGCAGCUUUGCCAGCAGAAAUUUGUCAGAUAACAGUGGCAAACCCGGGGCUGUAGUUAAUAAUUAGGCGCUGUGGCAGAAAUACAGCUCCUCUCUGCAAACAAACAAACAAUCAAAUUUAUUUUUGUAUAGUGCAGUAUCACGACAUUACAUCGUCUCAAAGUGCGUUACAGCAUCCCCACCCAAAGCCCCCAGUGAGCAAGCCAAAGGCGACAGUGGCAAGGAAAAGCUCCCAAAAAGGAAGAAACCUUGGGAGGGACUUUACUCAAAGGGGGAGCCCAUCCUCCAGGGGCCGGCAGGGAUAGUCAAAUAGGAGAUCACCAUAUCACCAUAUCUGCCCUUGAGAACUGCAACUGCUAUUCCCUGUAAGGACUCCAGCUGUGGUGAUGCACCAAAAAAAAAAACUAUUUAUGUCAUGUGAUCCAGAGAAAAUGGCAGUGUGCGUCCCAGGUCAGUUCUUUUAAGAAUGGAUGAUGGUUACCUGUAUUUUAAAAGAGAAUUCCCUUGAUGACUGACUGUUGCAAUACAGCAUUUGCGUUGAGAGAAUUACUGAGAUUGCUUGCAGGUAAUAUAUCAAGUGUGUCCCAACAGAGUUUCAUAGAUUGCAUUCAGAAAUUGGUCGUAUGUUAACCUCAGUCUGUUAUUGUGUUUUCUGUUACUUUUUGAAGAGGGAGUCAAAUGAAAGAUUUUCCCCAGUUAACCUCAGAAUAUAAUCUCACCAGAGACACUGCAAUGAGCUUUAAGAAGACAACAAACGUAAUGUAUUAUUAUUAUUAUUUAUUACUGGUAACUCCCUUUUCUGCAUUCCCUCUUGGAAUUAAUUGCUUUCCAAUGAAAUACCAAUAGACUGAGGUGUUUAAUUCUAAUAAUAAAUCUUGUGUAAAUAAACAUAUCUAUUUUACCUGCCCAUUCCUGCUUAUAAUUAGAAUUAUACUUGCAUUUUGCUGCAUUACUAUUAUAUACUGUAUUAUGCAUUUCUUAUUUCCUAUUGAGCAGAUUGCUUUUCUAUGCUUGUGUGCAGUGACACUUUGAAUUUUUAAUUAUAUUUCCCAGGCAAAAGUUAUAUAUCUUAGCUAACUGAUUCUUGUGCUUUUAUUUAGUUUUUUUCCCCCCCAAAAAUUAUGUGGUGUUCAGUUCUAUGUAAUUCUUUCAUUUAUAUAAUAAUUAUAUUAGUUUGGAUGAUCAUUGACAUUAGAUUUUCUUUUUUUGUCUUUUGUUUUUCCAUAACUUUUUAUUGGGCUGCUUUUUGCAUGACUAAGUACUUGGUCAGCAUCAUUACAUUUGGUAUACAUUAUUUGUAUGUUAAUAUGUUUUGCUAACAUCGGUCUUGUUGGUUUGGGCAGUGUGAUUAAGCACAGCCCAACAAAUCACCAUAUCUUUACCGGACCUGUGCCAUUUUGUCACAUGUCUGAUUUGGACAUUUUCAGCAUUUUUGAAGAUGUCCUGGAAGUAGAGGAGCUCUUGUUCCUAAAUGUACUCUGUAUUUCUGCAGUUCACUGGCUGCCCACUAGUUGGUGCCAUAAAUGAAGGGUUGCCUUAUUCUUUGUUUGACAAGAUGGGCAUUACUGGGAGCCUAAUUCGCCCCUCUGCGUUGUGCUGGGAACAGUCAGUGUAAUCAGAAUAAUUCAGGAUGAAGGAUGCUUGUCUGGGUGUUCGCGUUGGCCUUUGUUGACGGAGGACAAAGUCUUUCGGUAGCAUGUGAUGUGUGUAUGUUGGCUGUAGGGAACGGGGGCGGCAGGAUAGCGCAGAAAGGGGACUGCAGACCUGUAGACAUACAAGAUCAGAGUAAUUCUGAUUUCCCACUUUCAUCUUAUUAAUUUUAUAACUUAAAGGACCUGUGGUGCUUGAGGACCCCCUGCUACUCCAUAAAUUUGUCCUGUUCUGCCAUCUGGUAAUCUGGUCGUAUUGUAUUAAGCGUGUAGGCAGAGUAGCAGGGGUCCUGGAGGGACCGACAGCACAGGGCACAGGGUGUGCUGUGUAUGGGAACAGAUAUGAGUUCUUUGCAGAUGUGGCCAUUUCACCAAACUGCAUGUCUGGGGAAUGCAGGACAAAGCCCACAUAAUAGGGGGAGAAGGUGCUCCACAGACAGGUAGGGACAGCUUUCAAACCUCAACACUGGAGGUGUGAGGCAGCAGUGCUACUCAGCAAUGCUGCACACAGUUACCAUACCACUCUGUAGCAUAUGGAGUUCUGCUGUAGCAUGAUUGGUUCAAUUUAAAGUUUAAACUGAUAACCAAGUUUCUGGCUACUCCUGUUUUUUGUAUAUUUUGUCAUUGUUUAUUUUAUUUUAUUCUAGUAGUGUGUACUUUGUUCAUUGUGUGAUUGUAUGGACCACUCACAUGCUUCAGUCCUUAGAGAAGACAAAUUUUAUUCAUCUUAAUUUUUUUUUCUGCAUAAGGAGUUUGCAGUGACAGUAAUUUCACAGGCAUCAGUGUGAAAUAAUCUAAUACUGUAUUUAUAUUAAAAUCCGGAUUCUUCAGUAUUAUUUUGGGCAGCACUAAAAGCCAGUGAAACAAUCUGUAAAAUUACAAUUGAUUUUUUGUUCCUUCUUUUGAAUAUAUUAGCUGAUCUGUGAUAUUCGCUGGCACAACUUAGUCUGUGAAUUUGGCCUUUAAAAAAAGAUUUAAAGAAAAAAACCUGCUUCUAACUGCUUUUCUAAUGUUCCCUUUUAUAGUACAAGUAGAUAAGUACAUUUGUCCUGACAGAUUCUUUGCACAUUUCUGGAAUGUGCAAGAACAAAUAGGUUAAAUGUGUCCUAGGUUUGCAUGGUUUGCGCAGUGCGUAACUUACUGUGAACCAGUGUAAAUGUCUGGAAUGGUACCUCGGGCCACAAUUUGACGACUGCUUUUGCAUGCUGUGAUUCUAAACGCUUUUGGAAAUGCAACAUACUUUAAGGGUAUUUGGAGGAUCUUCUGCAGCAGCAGUUCCCUGGGUCGCAGUGUAGACCUACAGCCCACCGGUGUCCCAUUAGGAAAGCAAAUGUCCUUCAUUUGGCAUAUAUCGAUCACCCCCAGUUUAUUUUUUCUUUGAGUGUGAACAUUAGCGUGACCGAAGUAGCACCAGUUAACAUGAAGUCUGAAACUUGCACUGGAAAAAAAAAACAUAUGGAGUGGCAUGAAGUGAAUGCCCAUAGGUCGAAUGAAGUUUUACUGCUGUUAUUAACAUUGGAUAAACUCUUCAUCCAGUCAUUUGCUUGUUUGAAGUGUACAUCACAUGCAUGCAAACUGCUGGCUUUGCUUACUGGUAGCUAAUCCACCUUAUAUUGAAGUUUUUGUUUUUUUUUAUUACAAAUGUGUCACCGGUCACACAGUGUUUCCUUACUGGUACAGCAAACCAAAUUGAUGAUUUUGCUUCAGUACUGACUUACUGUAGAUGCAUAGAGGAUCCUCACCACGGACCUAGUCCAUCCAUCCACGUAGUGUACUGUAAUUAUUUAAUUUUUGUUUUCCUGUAUUUUCUACCUGUUUCUAAGCCCUGUUCGUUGUGUAACUUUUUUUUUCCAUAUUAUAGUUUUUGUUGUUUUAAUCUCUUUCAACCAACACUAAAGGGUUGUGUGUUUUUUUUUUUUUUUUUCCUUUUCUUUUAGCCAGCAAAUUUUAUUGUAGAUAUACACGGCUCACAUGGGAUUCCGAUGAUUCAAUUCAUGGUAAUUAGAUUAGCCAGUCACUAGAUAUGUGCAAUAUUAUAUUAAUAAAAACUGAAUGAUAAACAUACUUUAAAAAAAUGUAUAUUAUACUGUAAAGAAGUACUGUUAAAUCUUGCAAUCACAUUGAAUUUAUGUGAGAAUAGAAUGACAGGAUUAUUUAUUGAAUAAAGUAAAUGCUAGCUACGUUAUUCAAAUGGAAAAAAUGCUUCAAUGGUUUUGUUUGCCUCUACUCUGCCUAUUCCUACAAUUCUAUUCCUGCUUUGUAUUUUAAAUAUCCCCCCCCCCCCCCCCGCC